AUGAUGGACAUGCACAUGGACAGCAUGACCUCGACCAUGUCGAUGGCCACCUCCACAUCCGGCAUGUCCAUGGCGACGUCGACCUCCAUGUCGGGAAUGGACAUGGACAUGGGCUCCUCCAUGACAAUGUCCAUGUCCGACAUGAUCAUGACCUUCUUCACCUCUUUUCAGACGCCUCUCUUCUCCGAAAGCUGGACGCCGACCACCAAGGGCCAGUACGCCGGCACUUGUAUCUUCUUGAUCGUGCUGGCCGUUAUCCUGCGCGUUCUUCUCGCCAUUAGACCCAUCCUGGAAGGUCGCCUCUUCACCGAUAGCGCCCACCACUCCAUGUUGGAUCAUCACAUCCACAGCGACGACGUGGCUACAGCGAAAACCCCGUCUGGUCUAGUUUUGAGUAUCCAAGAGAUUGGGUCCCGCUGGGGAAGGUGGAAGAUCAACCCUGCCGCUGGCCGUGCGACCUACGAAGUCGUCGUUGCUGGUGUGGCCUAUCUGCUGUACGUAUCUUCCUGCAGAUAUGCAUUCCUAUACAUCCAGAUCGAAUACCGACUUACUCUCUUUAGGAUGCUUGCAAUCAUGACAAUGAACGUUGGAUACUUUCUCUCUGUCCUGGGCGGAAUCUGGCUGGGAACAUUUAUAAUGGGCAGUGUCGCCGCCGAGAGCUCAUGGCAACACUGCUGA
This is a messenger RNA of Penicillium argentinense, 678 nucleotides long. Its product is annotated as copper transporter family protein. Gene Ontology annotation, molecular function: copper ion transmembrane transporter activity. The transcript has a single exon. Gene Ontology annotation, cellular component: plasma membrane. Gene Ontology annotation, biological process: intracellular copper ion homeostasis; copper ion transmembrane transport. The record is from RefSeq and is a predicted model, not a curated record. The coding region runs from base 1 to 678 and encodes 225 amino acids. Lineage: Eukaryota; Fungi; Ascomycota; Eurotiomycetes; Eurotiales; Aspergillaceae.